This is a messenger RNA of Limulus polyphemus (Atlantic horseshoe crab), 1087 nucleotides long. RefSeq names its product stromal interaction molecule 1-like. Gene Ontology annotation, biological process: intracellular calcium ion homeostasis; store-operated calcium entry; activation of store-operated calcium channel activity. Gene Ontology annotation, molecular function: calcium channel regulator activity; calcium ion binding. The record is from RefSeq and is a predicted model, not a curated record. Gene Ontology annotation, cellular component: endoplasmic reticulum; plasma membrane. NCBI's taxonomy places the organism in Eukaryota, Metazoa, Arthropoda, Merostomata, Xiphosura, Limulidae. Bases 384 to 1004 code for a protein of 206 amino acids. The transcript is spliced from 7 exons.
GAUAGAAACAAAACCACUGUAUACUGGGCCCGAGAAGGAAGUGUGAAGAGUUUACCUAAUGAUUUCUGUCUAACCAUGCCACCAAAUGUUAGGAUUGAGUUUAGUGUACUCUUGAAAUAGUAAUAUUUUUGUCUAUAGCAAGUUUGUGCUGAACAUUCUUGCGAGAUGAACUCCAAUAUGAAAGUGGUUAUGAACGACAGAAAGUAUUUCAUGGUAGUGAUAAACACAUUAGUGUUGAUGAGUUGUGGAGAUCAUGGAAGGUGUCUGAAGUACACAACUGGACGGUAGAAGAAACGGUGCAGUGGCUAGUGGCGUAUGUAGAUCUGCCUCAGUACGCCCAAACGUUUCGAGAUAAUGCUGUGGACGGUUCUGCCUUACCAAGGAUGGCAGCAAAUGAUGUAAACUUUAUGAUGUCUGUGUUGGGUAUAAAAGAUGCUAUUAACCGACAAAAGUUAGCUCUAAAAGCAAUGGAUGUGGUCCUCUUUGGACCCCAAAGAUACCACAACUACAUAAAAGACAGUUUCCUGGUGUUGUCACUAGUGGUUGCCAUUGUUGGCUAUUGGUUUGCCUAUGUUCAGCAAAAGUACUCCAAAACACAUCUUCAGAAGAUGAUGAAAGACAUGGAGAGUCUUCAGAAUGCUGAGGAAGCUCUUUUGAAACUGCAAAAAGAGCUAGAUAAAGCUCGUCAGGAACAAGAAAUUGUAGCUAUUGAAAAAGAAAAUCUUGAGAGAAUGCUUAAGGAUGAGAUCGGUGCACCUAGGAAACAAGAAGAGGAUAUUGAUAAUGAGGACGUGGACAGGUUGCAUCAGUUAGAAGAAGAGCUGGAACACACACGGGAGGAACUCAGAGAAGCAGAGAAAGCAAUAGAGUCGAGGUCUUUGGCUCCUCCUCUGGCUCUUCAACAUUGGCUUCAGCUAACUCAUGAACUUGAACUCAGACAUUAUAGUGCAAAGAAGGCUGCAGCAGAACACCAAUUAUCAGCUGCUAAAGAAGGAGUAAGUUAGAUUCUGUAUAAUCCCUAUCACUAAACUGAAACUUGCAUCACUAUAAAAACAAAGUUUCAAAUUCUGUGUCUUGGGAAAUCAAA